Molecule: messenger RNA, 4207 nt
Organism: Gopherus evgoodei (Goodes thornscrub tortoise)
Lineage: Eukaryota; Metazoa; Chordata; Testudines; Testudinidae
Gene: GIGYF1
Product: GRB10 interacting GYF protein 1
Exons: 26
Coding region: 585-3698 (1037 amino acids)
Biological process (GO): insulin-like growth factor receptor signaling pathway
Molecular function (GO): protein binding
Source: RefSeq, a predicted model, not a curated record
UGGGGGGAGGGGGUUGGGGAGGGUCAGGACUCCUGGGUUCUCUCUCCAGCCAUUGGUGAUGAUGGGGAAAGUCCCUUUGCCUUACUUCCUGCCGAAAGGACAGUGCCAUGGAAGCUCUAUGUUCCUGUGCCUUCCAGUGGUUGUGAUGGGAAUUGCUCCCCUGUGUGUCCUAUACCCUAUACUGCUGACUGGAGAAUUGCCUCCAACCCAGGUGCUGGAGGCCAUGCUCUGCAGGGUACUGGGCACUAAAGUCAGUUCCCCCGCCAAAUCCGUCACCAUGUGGACUAAUGCUCCCCCUCUCUUUCCCCAGCAGCUCUUCCCAAUGUGAAUCCGGCUUCUGACUCUGUCGUGGGGGGAGAAAGGCCCAGCAGCCGCAUCAGCACCCGUGCUCCGCUAGCGACCCGGACAGGCGGGCGCCCGCAGAUCCCCCUACCCUCGGAUAUCCCCCAGCACGCUCGGACCCGCAAGCCGCUGCCAUCUGGGUUUGGUGCCGUGGGCCGAGCUUCCCACGGUGAGGGGCGUGGGGCUGUAGCCAGCAGGUCAUAGGACAACAGAAGCUAAACCCAACGCACACGCAGAGGGCGAUGGCCGCCGAGACGCUCAAUUUUGGACCGGAAUGGCUCCGCGCGCUGUCCAGUGGGGGGAGCGUGGCCUCCCCCCCGCCCUCUCCUGCCAUGCCAAAGUACAAGCUCGCGGACUAUCGCUACGGCAGAGAAGAGAUGCUAGCACUUUAUAUCAAAGAGAACAAGGUCCCGGAGGAGCUCCAGGAUAAGGAAUUUGCUGCCAUUCUCCAGGAAGAGCCGCUGCAGCCGCUGGCCCUGGUCCCGCUAACGGAGGAGGAGCAGAGGAAUUUCUCCAUGUCGGUGAACAGCGUGGCGGUGCUGAGGCUGAUGGGAAAAGGAGGUGGAGCCGCUCCUGCUGGAGUCUCCCGGGGGAGAGGCAGUACCCGGAGCCGAGGCCGGGGCCGAGGCGAGAGCGGGUUUUACCAAAGAAGUCCGGAGGAGCCAGAGGGGGCGUUCGGGCGCGGGGCCCGGGAGAUCCACCGCAGCCAGAGCUGGGACGACAGGGGUGAGCGGCGGUUCGAGAAGCCGACCCGGCGGGAUGGAACCCGGGCUCCCUUCGAGGAAGGGGCCCCGCCCCCCCGCAAGGAGUACGCCCGCUCGGACAGCGACAACUGGCGGACGCUUCGGGAGGAGCAGGAGGAGGAAGAGGAGGGGGGCGGGGGCGCCGGCCCCACCCCCACCGGGGCGGCUGCAGGGGGCAGCUGGCGGCUCAGUGGGGCCCGGCGUGAGAGCGAGCGCUGGCGGUCGGCCAGCCCAGAUGGCGCGCCCCGCUCGGCCGGCUGGCGGGAGCACCCUGAGGGCCGGCGCCGCAAGUUCGACUUUGACUUCCGGGAGCGGGAGGAGGAGCGGGGCGGGCGGCGGCACCGGGGCAGCGACAGCUUCGAGGACGACAAGGACGGGCUGCCCGAGUGGUGCAUGGACGACGAGGACGAGGAGAUGGGCACCUUCGACUCCUCCGGCGCCUUCAUGCCCCUCAAGAAGAGCCCCAAGGAGCCAAUCCCUGAGGAGCAGGUGUUCGACUUCCAUCCGCUGCAGGAAGAUGAUGAGAGGUCGGAAGGGAAGGACGCCGCCGAGCCCGGCUCGAAGGAGGCCCCCGAGAAAGAGGCCUGGAAGGAUCCCUCGAUGGCCCCGGAGGAGAAGCGAUGUUCCCCGCCCGGCGCCCCCUGGCUCUCGGGCCCCCCUUUUGCUGCUACUGUUGCCACUGCCGCUAGUGAAUGUGAGAGCGCCCCCCUGGGGGGCUCAGAGCCCGCCGCGCCCCUCGGCCCCUGCGACAAGGAGCCGAAGCCUGCUGGGGAAGGGGACCCAGGCAUCCUGAGCCUCCCGUCUCAGCUCAGCACGGGUGCGGUCUCCACCCUCUCCUCCCCUUCCUCCACCACCAAUGCUGCUACUGAAUUCUCCAUUGGAGACGCCGAGGACGACGACGGGAUGAAACAUCUUCAGCAGGAAGCAGAGAAGAUGGUGGCCUCGCUCCAGGAGAGCUCCAUGGACGAGGAGCGCUUCACCCAGGCCAUCCAGGAGCCGCGCAACACAGCCGCCGCCCUGCCCCUCUCCCACGAGGCCGCCAUGAAGUGGUUCUACAAGGACCCCCAGGGGGAGAUCCAAGGGCCCUUCACCACGCAGGAGAUGGCGGAGUGGUUCCAGGCCGGCUAUUUCACCAUGUCGCUGCUGGUGAAGCGCGGCUGCGACGAGGGCUUCCAGCCGCUGGGCGAGGUGAUCAAGAUGUGGGGAAGAGUGCCUUUCGCGCCGGGCCCGUCGCCACCCCCACUGCUGGGGAACCUGGACCAGGAGCGGCUGAAGAAGCAGCAGGAGCUGGCAGCUGCCGCCCUCUACCAGCAGCUCCAGCAUCAGCAGUUCCUGCAGCUCAUCAACAGGUACCUGCCCGACAGGCCGCAGUUCGCCCAGUGCGCGCUCCAGCAGAAGCUGGCGGCCGGGGACCUGACCCAGCAGCAGCUCACGGCUUUCCUGCAGCAGCUGCAGGCUCUGAAACCCAGAGCCGGGGAGCAGAACCUGAUCCCGGCGAUGAACCGCUCCAUGUCCGUGCCAGACACAGGGUCCCUGUGGGACGCGCAUACCUCAGCCUCACAGCCUGCAGGCGGUGAGGCCAGUCUAUGGGAUUUACCAAUUAAUUCUUCAACUCAGGGUCCAAUCUUAGAACAACUGCAACUGCAACAGAAACUCCAGGAGCGCCGCGACGCGGAACUCAGGGCGAAGAGGGAGGAGGAGGAACGCAAGCGGCGCGAAGAGAAGCGGCGCCAGGAGGAGCAGAAGCGGCGCGAGGAGGAGGAGCUGUAUCGGCGCAAACAGUGCCGGCAGCAGGAGCUGGUGCUGAAGCUGCUGCAGCAGAGCCAGGCGCAGAGCGCGGCGCCCUGGGGGGGGCUGGCCAAGGCCCCCGGGGGCAUGAAGGCCCUGCUGGAGCUGCAGGAGAGCGAGCGGCAGCUGCAGAAGCAGCAGCGGGCGCAGCAGAGAGUGCACGGGGGGCUCGGCAUGAGCAGCCCCUCGCAGUGGGGCGCCGACUCCAGCCUGCUGUGGGGCCAUGAGAAGAACAGCCUGUGGGACGAGAGCGGCAAGAACCUGAGGAGCCUGGGGCUGAAGAGCAGCCGCAGCAGCCCCUCCCUUGGGGACAGCUACGGGGGGCCGGGCCGGCAGAGCCGGAAGAAGACGGACGAGGAGGAGAAGCUGCUCAAACUGCUGCAGGGGAUCCACAAGCCCCAGGAUGGCUUCACGCAGUGGUGCGAGCAGAUGCUGCACGUCCUGAACAGCUCCAGCAACCUCGACGUCCCCACAGUGGUGGCGUUCCUGAAGGAGAUGGAGUCCCCGUACGAUGUUCACGACUUCAUCCGCUCCUACCUGGGCGACACGGUGGAAGCCAAAGAGUUUGCCAAGCAGUUCCUGGAGCGGCGCGCCAAGCAGAAAGCCAGCCAGCAGCGCCAGCAGCAGCAGGAAGCCUCAUGGCUCAGCUCCGGCAACCUGCCCUCCCCGUUCCCGGCCAACCACGGCACCAAACAGCCGCCCUUUGAGGGCAGCCAGCCAGUGAAGAUCAAGAGGAGACCGGUCAUGCUCCACGCUGACCCCAGCAUCCUGGGCUAUUCGCUGCACGGCCCGGCAGGCGAGGUGGAAAGCAUUGAAGACUACUGAAGUCUCGUAGCAAUAGGAACUCUGCUGCCUUCUUAACCGAUUCAGUCUUACCUGAAUGUGCACUGCGAAAGGAUGAGGCGGCCGUGCUGGGCCCUCCCCUUUCCUCUGCCCCCCCCCCCCGGCGAGCGGGGGGCACCGGGGCUGGCGGGGGGGGGACAGGGUGGCGCAUGCGCUCAGAUCGGGGCGCCGGCGACCCGCCUUCAGAAGAGGAGUAUGUGUGAGCACUUCUUUCUCGAACACACGAAGCACCUUAAAAUGCAACCCGCUGAUGCACUUUAUCGAGACUUUUUACAAAGAACUCAUUAAAAAAAAAAAAGGAAAAAAAAAGGAUUUUUUUUGGUGAUUCUGGAGGAAAUUUUUAUAAAGAAACUUUAAAAAAAAAAUCGCUCUAGGAAACACUGUUAUUUUCACAUGGGGACGAGGAGAGACGUGAAAAUUUGCAAAGGGGAGAAAAGAAGAUUUCAUUAAAAAAAAAAACAAAAAACCACACAAAAAUAGCAAAACUUGAA